GUGUACAUGGGGGAUCCGCCUAAGAAGGAAAUUUCGACCUCGUCUCUUCACAUGAGCAUGUUGCAAGCUGUUUCUGGCGGGGCUGUUUCUCCAAAGUCUCUACUGUGUAGCUACAAGAAAAGUUUCCAUGGAUUUGCUGUGAAGCUAACUAAAGAAGAAGCUAAAAAAAUGACAGGAUUAAGUGGAGUAGUAUCUGUCUUCCCAAACGAAAAGAGGAAGCUUCAUACAACAAGGUCAUGGGACUUCAUGGGCUUUCCUCAACAGGUUAAAAGAUCACCUGUUGAAAAUGAUAUCAUCAUCGGCAUGCUCGACACCGGAAUUUGGCCAGAAUCCGAGAGCUUCAGUGAUCAAGGACUUAGUCCACCACCCACCAAAUGGAAAGGCACUUGUCAAAUUUUCACCAAUUUCACAUGCAACAACAAGAUCAUUGGAGCAAGAUUCUAUCGUAGUGAUGGAGAAUUUAGCCCUGAAGACGUUGCUUCUCCAAGAGACACGGAGGGUCAUGGAACUCAUACUGCAUCAACAGCAGCUGGAAACUUGGUUAGCAAUGCAAACAUGUCUGGCCUUGGUGCUGGGACUGCGCGUGGAGGAGUUCCAUCAGCCAGAAUUGCUGUGUACAAAAUAUGUUGGUCAGAAGGGUGUUUUGAUACUGACAUUCUUGCAGCAUUUGAUGAUGCUAUUAGCGACGGGGUCGACAUAAUAUCUCUCUCAGUUGGAACUUCGAUUCCAAGAGAGUAUUUUGAGGACUCCAUUGCUAUUGGUGCUUAUCAUGCUAUGAAACAUGGGAUAUUGACAUCGAAUUCUGCUGGGAACGAAGGUCCCGACCCGUUCACCAUCACUAAUUUCUCUCCGUGGUCUCUUUCUGUGGCUGCAAGCACCACUGAUAGAAAGUUCUUUACAAAGGUGCAGCUUGGUAACAACGAAGUUCAUCAGGGGGUUUCAAUAAAUACUUUUGACCUAAACAAUCAAAUGUUUCCUUUGAUCUACGGAGGAGAUGCACCAAAUAUCACAGGAGGUUUUACGGGUAACACAUCCAGGCUCUGCUCGGAAGGUUCAUUGGAUGAGGAAUUAGUGAAGGGUAAAUUGGUUUUGUGCGAUGGUCUGACUAAUGGCUCAGGGCCAUUCUUUGCUGGCGCUGCUGGUGCAUUGAUGCAAAGCACUCUCCCUACCGAUGUCGCACGCUCAUUUCCGCUACCCGCGUCCCACCUUGAGCGAUCAGAUGGGAACGACAUUUUCACCUACAUGAACUCAGUAAGCAAUCCAACUGGGACAAUAUUUAAGAGUAAUGAGGACAAUGAUACACUGGCGCCUUAUGUGGUUAGCUUUUCAUCAAGAGGACCAAAUCCAAUUUCAUUUAAUAUCUUGAAGCCGGACUUGACAGCCCCAGGAGUUGAUAUUCUUGCUGCUUGGUCAUUAGUUUCACCUAUCACUCGUGUUCCAGGCGAUAAUCGGUUUGUAUCAUACAAUAUAAUCUCCGGGACAUCGAUGUCCUGCCCUCAUGCUUCAGCUGUAGCGGCCUAUGUCAAAUCAUUUCAUCCUACAUGGUCGCCUGCAGCGAUAAAGUCUGCUCUUAUGACCACGGGUACUAGCCAACUGUAAUGCUAAAUUUUUAUGCUCAAAAAGUUUUUAUAACUUCUAACUGAAAAUAGUAAUUGCAAUUCUCUUGUUUAUGUAUUUGUUGCAGCCUUUCCAAUGACUCCCCGGAUCAAUUUAGAUGCCGAAUUUGCUUAUGGUUCAGGACAUAUAAAUCCUACUCAAGCUCCGAAUCCCGGAUUAGUAUAUGACGCCGGGGAAAUUGAUUACAUCAAUUUUUUAUGCGGACAAGGUUAUAAUACCACCCUUCUACAACUAGUAACCGGUGAUCUGAAUAGAAGCUGCUCGGGAUCAAUAGAUGAAUGGGAUCUGAAUUAUCCGUCGUUCGCUUAUGCUGCAACACAAUUCGGAUCUAUUAACCGUAUCUACAAUAGAAUUGUCACAAAUGUAGGAUCAGCAAUGUCAACAUAUAGAGCGAAUGUGACAGCUCCUGCAGGAAUUAACAUAACAGUAACUCCUGAUGUGUUACAGUUCUCGUCUCUCGACCAGAAGGCUCCGUAUCAACUGAAAAUCGAAGGAAGUAUUGAAAAGACAUUAGUAUCCGCAUCUCUGGUUUGGGAUGAUGGAGUACAUAAAGUGAGGAGCCCAAUCGUGAUCUAUGUUAAUUAA
Molecule: messenger RNA, 2202 nt
Organism: Carica papaya (papaya)
Lineage: Eukaryota; Viridiplantae; Streptophyta; Magnoliopsida; Brassicales; Caricaceae
Source: RefSeq, a predicted model, not a curated record